AUGUGUGAGCGGGCGGCGCGCCUCUGCAGGGCCGGCGCGCACAGACUGCUCCGGGAGCCGCCGCCGCAGGGCCGGGCACUGGGGGGGCUGCUCCGUUGGGUGGGAGCCAGAAUGGGCGAACCCCGGGAGCCGCUGGCCGACGGGCAGGGGGCCAGGACUGGCCCUGGGCUCUGUCCCACUCCGCCUCCGCCCCCAUCCCCGCCCCGGAGGGGCACUUCGGUCAUCCUGGACAUUUUCCGCCGGGCUGACAAGAAUGAUGAUGGGAAGCUGUCCUUGGAAGAGUUCCAGUUGUUUUUUUCAGAUGGUGUCCUUAAUGAAGAAGAACUUGAGAAGCUCUUUCACACGAUUGACUCUGACAAUACCAACCAUGUGGACACCAAAGAGCUGUGUGAUUAUUUCGUGGACCAUAUGGGAGACUAUGAGGAUGUCCUAGCCUCCCUGGAGACCCUGAACCACUCGGUCCUGAAGGCUAUGGGCUACACCAAGAAGGUCUAUGAGGGGGGAUCCAACGUGGACCAGUUUGUGACCCGCUUCCUUCUCAAGGAGACGGCCAAUCAGAUCCAGUCACUGCUCAGCUCCGUCGAGAGUGCCGUGGAAGCCAUCGAAGAGCAGACUAGCCAGAUACGACAGAACCCCGGCAAGCCCAGCCAAGGGAUGGUGGAUCAAUGGUAUGGCAACCCGGCUCCCCGCUAUACCCCCAACCACAGACUCUCCUCCGCCGAGCUGGGGAAGAGCCUCCCAUCUGGUUCUCCGGACGCCAAGGAGGAAGGGCUGGAAGCACAGAUCAGCCGCUUGGCCGAGCUGAUAGAGAGGCUGGAGAACAAGGUAAGGAAGGUCCGGCGUCAGCCCCCGCCUCCCUGCUCGUCCAGCGCCACUUCCCAGGCCUGGCACCUGCAGAAUUCUGUCUGCAAAGCCUUCCGGCAUGUGAAGGUAGAUACGCUGACCCAGCCUGAAGCCGUCUCCAGCAUCCCAGUGCCAGCUGCUUGGUGCACGCUGAAUCAAGACUGACGCGACCUCCGGAGAGACGUCGAGAACGUCGUGGUCGUCGGGCCGUGGCCGUGGCCGCUCGCUCGUUCUAAAGAACUGUGUGUCUUUUCUAAGAACUUUGUUACCAGUGCUGUCUUUUCAAUACUCUUCUAAACAGGAACGUAUUUUCUCGUUGUUUGGAGCGAAGGACAAAGAUCCUCCCCCGCCCCCGCCCCGCCCCGUCCUGUACCCUCGGGGCUCCCCCUCGCCCUCCGCCCUCGGUUGCCGUCAGAGUAUUAGAGGCUGUUUCCUGGAAGCCCUGCCCACGCUUGGGACCUCGAAGGAGGCAGAACCCACCAGGCUCCUUCUAGAUCAAGCAAGAAGCACAAUCCUUCCUCCCCCCGACCAUACGCCUCUCUGAGCCCCCGCCAUUGGCCCCGUUCCGCAGCGGCUCCCUCCCAGUCAGCCCCGCGAGGUCCGGCGCUCUCCAGCUUCCCCCUGGCCACCCUCCCCUCCCCCCAGCCUUCUCGCUCUCUCUUCUGGUUUCUGCCGGGGCUUCCAGCCGCCCUCGAUGCCCAGGACUCAUUUCCUUCCCCUUCAAGCCCAUGCAUGGUCACUUUCUCGGGCUGCCCCCCCAGCCCCCGCUCCGUCUUCUGCGCUCCUCUCCCCUCCGCUAUCUGAGACUCAAGCAGGGACGGGGCUCCGUCAGGCUGCCAACUCGCUGUUCUCUGCCUUUCGGGUAGCCCUGGUAGAUGUUCCUCUCCCUCCCUUAGGAGCCUCGAGCCUCUAGAUUUAAACUGUAGAACUUCGCAAAGCGUCAGUACAAGUAUUUUAGCCAAUGUCAACAGUUUACUAUUAGGAUACAUAUAUACAAAAAUAUACAUAAAUAUAGAUGAGUGACAAUAAACUCUGAUUGAGCAACAGCCCUGGAGCGUGUGUGAAUUUUCUCUGCCCUCUGGGACCCUCCCAGGGGCUCAUCCCUUGGCAUUGGACCAUAAAGGGGGGUUUUCUAGUGUGGACGGAAACGUUUGAUCACUGAUAGAACACGUAGACCAGUGGGUUGUGGGGGGGAGGGGGGAAGAGCCACCACUUGGGCCAUCUGGGACAUGUCACAGGACCUCUCUUGGGCCUUAGUUUCUUCAUCUGUAAAAUGAUAGGGUCAGGGAACAGCUGGGUGGCUCAGUGGA
Gracilinanus agilis (Agile Gracile Mouse Opossum) is the source of this 2153-nucleotide messenger RNA. RefSeq names its product N-terminal EF-hand calcium binding protein 2 (gene NECAB2). Gene Ontology annotation, cellular component: cytoplasm. The transcript has 10 exons. The record is from RefSeq and is a predicted model, not a curated record. Bases 1 to 1008 code for a protein of 335 amino acids. NCBI's taxonomy places the organism in Eukaryota, Metazoa, Chordata, Mammalia, Didelphimorphia, Didelphidae. Gene Ontology annotation, biological process: regulation of amyloid precursor protein biosynthetic process. Gene Ontology annotation, molecular function: calcium ion binding.